Molecule: messenger RNA, 706 nt
Organism: Dermacentor albipictus
Lineage: Eukaryota; Metazoa; Arthropoda; Arachnida; Ixodida; Ixodidae
Product: tabkunin 1-like
Molecular function (GO): serine-type endopeptidase inhibitor activity
Source: RefSeq, a predicted model, not a curated record
CGACUGCCUACUUAAGUGACAGCUGGCGUUCACGUAGGUUCCGAGAUCGUAACGCGGACGCCCGCUACGUCCCAACAGCAAAAUGAAGUGGGAAGUCUGUGUUUUUCUCCUCUUCCUGGUCAUCGUCCCAUGCACGAUGCGCAGGCCGGAAUGUUCGUUACCUAAAGAUAUUGGAAACUGCGGUGUUGGAUGGCAGCUGUCUUGGCAGUGGUACUUCGACCUGGGCAUGGCGGCCUGUCGACCUUUUCUAUAUGGAGGUUGUGGUGGAAACGCGAACAGAUUUGAAUCGUGCCAGCUGUGUAACAGCGCUUGUGAAACUAAUGUCUGUGCGAAGCAGAAGCCUGGACCGAGUCCAUUUUCCAGGAGUGGGAAGCACAAGAAGAAGCCACGGGUUCACCGACGACGCCAUCCAGACUAUGACAGCGAGGAAUGAGGGGACGGCAAAUAAAAAAGGGUAACAUUGAAAAUUUCGACACCAAGGGAAUAAUUAUUAACCUAUGGGUACGCUGAAACUACUUUCCUGCAAGAGAAUCCAACAAGAAUGCAACGUUCCGACUAGCCCUAUUAGCAGUCUUGAUUCCUGCAAGUGCAUAAGAAGUUUGGUUUAAAAGAAAACGCCUUCUUGGUGUUGUCACACCAGUCUUGUGAUAGUACUGCGUAUUAUUAGGAUAAGUGAGUGCGGAAAAUAAAAUGUUUCACCAUCCUA